AUGGAUCCAGCUUCCCCGGUUUAUUAUUAUUUUAUAAUUAUUUUUAGACUCUUCAGAAUGCUAACAAUUUUCCCAAUUCAGCUACUUUUGUCUGUUCCAAGUCCAAUUCCUGACCCUCUAAUUACUAUAACCAAUUACAAACCUUCUCCUAACAAAUGCUCCUGUAAAACCACCUGUUCCUGUCCUCAUUCCACUCCUUCAAAGGCCAUUUCAACCCGGAAUUCUCCUAAAUCCUUGAAUUGUUCUUUAAAUCACCAUGACUUUUCUACCAACUCAUCUCCAACAAUCAAUUAUCAAUCUAAUCCUAAACCUAAAAUUGACAAGAAUGUCAAGAAUUCUGAGAAAAAUGUAACUAAGACGUUAAAAAAUGUUACGAAAACUGACAAAUAUGUGCACAAAAACAUCGAAAAUCCAGAUAAACAUUCUGCAAAUAGCUCUAGGAAUUCUCUGACGUCAUGUAAAACUAAUCCUACAAAGCCAAAUUAUAAGUCCAAAAACCCUAUUGGAAAGGGUAGAAAAUGCUCAAGAAAGCUUAAAAGACUAAAAAAACUAAAUAAUAGCAGCAAUAAUACUCUCAACAGUACCAAUUCAACACAAUCCAACUCUCUAAUAAACACCAACACUAUAAACACCAAUAAUGUAAAUUUAAAUAAUGUAAAUUUAAAUAAGAGUAUUAAAGUGAAAAGUGAUAAAUGUGUUGAGAGGCUGAACAUUUUGGAACAUUUGGGCGAGGCUGAAAGUCUUUUAAAAUUUGAACGCGAACUUCGUUUCAGUCAAAUCAGGUCAGACUAUAGUCUCGUCAGGGACCGUAUUGAAGAGAAGUUCCACUUGGUGGUCAUGUGUUGUCGUAAACGUCAGGUUGAGUUGAACAGCAAAUACAUCGAGGUAAUCAGUACACUAAUUUUAAACUUGUCAAGUUGUAUUUUAUUCUAA
Messenger RNA from Theileria annulata, 933 nucleotides. RefSeq lists its product as uncharacterized. The record is from RefSeq and is a predicted model, not a curated record. The transcript is spliced from 3 exons. NCBI's taxonomy places the organism in Eukaryota, Apicomplexa, Aconoidasida, Piroplasmida, Theileriidae. Bases 1 to 933 code for a protein of 310 amino acids.